Molecule: messenger RNA, 5177 nt
Organism: Scomber scombrus (Atlantic mackerel)
Lineage: Eukaryota; Metazoa; Chordata; Actinopteri; Scombriformes; Scombridae
Gene: runx1
Product: RUNX family transcription factor 1
Exons: 8
Coding region: 485-1936 (483 amino acids)
Biological process (GO): hemopoiesis; regulation of transcription by RNA polymerase II; regulation of cell differentiation
Cellular component (GO): nucleus
Molecular function (GO): ATP binding; RNA polymerase II cis-regulatory region sequence-specific DNA binding; DNA-binding transcription factor activity, RNA polymerase II-specific
Source: RefSeq, a predicted model, not a curated record
GCGGUCCAUUCGAUGAAGGCUGUUAUAUUCAGAAUUAAACAAGAUUUAAAGUCAAAUUUGUGCAGAUUUUUCGUCCUGUUUUUUUCUUUCCUUCCACAUCUGAUACCGACCAUGUGUUUGAGCUGCGGGGAAACACGAGGAGAUUUGAAUACGUUCCCAAAUUCACCACAAGUUUCAAACUGACUUUUAUUGUGCAUGGAGAGCACGACACAAACUCACUCAAGUGUUGGAAAUUAGAGAUCGUUUCGUCACGUUUACGCACUGGCUUUUACGCACAUCGGCUGAAUCCAGCGCGCGAGGAGCGGAUAACGCACCGCAACUGAACACAUGUGUACGGACAAAUAAGAAGAAGUCAACUAACGUGAGAAGUCAUCGACAAUUAUCAGAAAAUAAUUACUUUGUGUGCUGCAAACAAGAAGAAAUCGGGAGAUUUAUAGUGAAGAUCGGGGAAGUUGAUACUCUGUGGACGCACUGUGGCGCACAAAUGGUGUUUCUGUGGGACGCAAAAUACGACCCAGCCCCCGGCCGGCGUUACACUCCCCCCUCCACCACCCUUGCCUCAGGGGGGAAGAUGACCGAGGCCCUGCCCUUGGGUGCCCAGGAGGCUGGAGGUGGGGCCGCUCUGAUGGGCAAACUACGAAUGGCCGACCGCGGCAUGGUUGAAGUGAUCUCAGAUCAUCCAGGAGAGCUGGUGAAGACAGACAGUCCUAACUUCCUCUGCUCUGUGCUGCCCACACACUGGAGAUGUAACAAGACUCUGCCCAUUGCUUUUAAGGUGGUUUCCCUGGGUGACAUCUCUGAUGGCACCUUGGUAACAGUGAUGGCAGGAAACGACGAGAACUACUCAGCAGAGCUCCGCAAUGCUACGGCCGCCAUCAAGAACCAAGUGGCCAGAUUCAAUGACCUGCGCUUCGUUGGCCGCAGCGGGAGAGGGAAGAGUUUUACUCUCACCAUCACAGUGUUCACCAGCCCUCCUCAAGUCGCCACGUACCAGAGAGCCAUUAAAAUUACAGUGGAUGGUCCCAGAGAGCCACGACGUCAUCGACAGAAGAUGGAUGAGGUGAAGUCCGGCUCUCUGGCUUUCUCCGAGAGGCUAACGGAGCUGGAACAGCUGAGACGGGGCUCAAUGAGGGUGACGCCUCCUCACCACCAUCACCAUCAACCCUCCGCCAACACCCGCCAAUCUGCAGCGCUCAACUCUGCCCCUUUCUCUAGCCCCACACACGCUCAGAUAACUGCUGAUUCCAGACAGAUGCAGUCGUCUCCAUCUUGGUCCUACGACCAGUCGUAUCCCUACCUUGGUCAGAUAACUGCGCCCAGCGUCCACUCAGCCAAUCCCCUUUCCCCUGGUCGCUCCUCACUCAGUGAGCUGUCGUCACGACUGACAGGUCCUGACCUCACAGCGUUUGGUGAUCCCAGGAUGACCUUAGAACGACCUUUUACCUCCCUCCCAUCCUUGCCUGACUCCCGCUUCUCUGACCCACGGAUGCACUACCCUCCCACUGCAGCUGCCUUCACCUACGCCCCAUCCCACAACCCAGUUUCCAACAGCGCCCUCGGCAUCACCAUGGCAACAGCCAUGGCAACCACACCUGCAGGGAGGUACCACACCUACCUGCCUCCUCCCUACCCUGCGAACACCCCCCACCAGGCUCAGAACGGGCCCUUCCAGUCCACCUCCUCACCGUACCACCUGUACUACUCCACCGCUGCUGGCUCCUACCAGUUCUCCAUGAUGGCUGGAGGAGGAAGUGGAGGCGACUCGCGCUCCCCACCAAGGAUCCUGCCACCGUGCACCAACGCCUCCACAGGCUCCUCCCUACUACACCCCUCUUUGCCCAAUCAGAAUGAAGGAGUGGGUGUGGAGGUGGAGUCUAGCCACAGUAGCUCCCCUACAAACAUGGCAGCAGCUGAAGCUGUGUGGAGACCUUACUGAACCAGCUGAGGUGGUAGACCAACACUGAAUGAUGCACAACGGGUGCAUUCAUAUAAGGUGUUCCUGGUUAUGUGAUGACCGACACCGACAAGGGUGGAGUAAACUGACAUCAAUGAACACUUAAAUACGCAACAAUCCAAAAUAUGAUAGAGACAUUAAGGGCAAUAAGUCAAUGUUAUAUUAAAGAUAAUGUGUCAACAUAAUAGGCUAAAGUCGGUGCUAUUGUAUACUUCUUUUACUGUCAAGUAAUCUCAUGAAAAAAACAUACCCAAUAAUGUGUUAGUUCAUCUCUCAGUACUUUUUGACUUCACUCCCAUGUCUCUGCCUCUCAGCCACAAGCCAAUUGGUUUUGGGCCAACAAAUAUAAAGUUUCAUUUUCAAAAACGCUCAGUAAUUCCAAACAGUUGGUCACUGUAGUUUUUACCAAACAAUUGCUGAAACAGUAAGAAAUGGUACAUUUGUCAGGGAUUAUUUUUAAUGGCGAAUUAAUCCACAUUUGGUUUUCUAGUAAGUACACAAAAUACUUGUUAGUGAAUCAAUUCAUUGUUGGUUUGGCUCUUCACAUGAUAUUUGUUGAAAAUAAGAAACAUAUAGAAUAUCACCAGACCUCUCUUUUAACGGACCAUAUGUAAAUUAUAGUCACUUGAGUGUGAUCCAUAUUAUUUACUGAUGAUACUUUUCUUACAUAUUUUCCUCAGUCUUCCAUAGUACAGAACAUCUGUCAAUUAAUAUAUUUUGUUAGCAAUCACAUGUAGCAUUACCUAAUACGCUCAUCCAAAAAUCCCAAAUGUACCAGGUCAUAUCAGCAAUGUGACUUCAAAACAUGGAGUACUUGUCUGGUUACAGGGUGCAAUCGGUUGCUACAAUAAAGUCCCGAUGGCUCCAAGGACUACACAAGACCCCUGGCAGAACUGAAAGGAUAGUAUGGUGGUGCCCCCAGUUAGCAGCAAUAUUGAUUGCCACCUAUCAAUAUUGCUUUGACACUGCUCUGACUUUUUGAAUUGUUCAGUGAUAGUUGGUUAUUAUUUUUGGGGAAGGAAACAUCACCCAACUAGGAACCAGAAGAGAGGGCCCAGUUUAAAACUGGCAGCUGACAAACAAUGUUGAUCAAUGGAACAACAAACAUAAUGACUGACAGGUACAUUAACCAACAAACAGUGCUGAGUGGGACUGAGCUGACUUGAUAGGUCAUAAAGUCAGACAUCCCAGUCUCACUCUCUGCACACAGAAAGGGACACAGGACCCCAGAAAGGAGCUUCUAUAGAAUGAAGGACAGAAACACCGAGAGGCUUUAUUACACUGACAAAGUGCAUGCAACAGCACUUAACUGAUCAAUUCAGCUUCCUUUGUAAUAUAAAAGGACUUCUUCGUCAUACACGUCAUUGGUGUUGUGAAUAGAUGAUUUGUUCUUGCCAAAUAUUUUGAUGGCCUGUUUGUGUUUACCUUCAUCCAUCCAUUUCUCCAUAUUUGUUUAUUCUCUAUGCUUUCACAACUUCUCUCUCAUUACCGGUGGGCAUUUUUUUUGAAAAACUCACACCUCAUGAAGAAAAUACAGAAACAUUCACUUCACUCACUGAAGGUUUUCAUGGUCCCUGAAGCUGACUUAAUCCUAUUCCAUCAACAUCAUCCAUCAAUAAAUGUCAUCCAGCCUUAUUUUUUAGCUUUGACAUUUUAGCAGAAUAUUUUUUCCACAUGUGUCAGCAGAAGAUUGAGGUUUAGUGUCAUGUUUUGCUCAUGAACAUGGGAGAAACUCGGGGAUCCGGACACCAACCUUAGUGAUUAAUGACCGGACUGCUCUACAGCAGUGAUAGUCUAGCAGCUCACCAAGUUGCUUGAUUGAGUAUUUAUUGUAGCAUUGAUCAAACCUACAUUUGAUGUAACAUUUUGAUCAGAUUUCUACACUCACACAGAAGACAAUGCUGAGGCCUAAACUAUAGUAUGUGUCAGAGGAGAAACACAUUGGUCACACUGGGCCUCAUGCAAGAUCAUUUUUUCGUAUUUUUCUCGUGAACCUCUGACUUCAGAUUCAACAAACUCAGCCUGAUGAAUGCCAACUUUGCAUCGGGGGGGGAGGGGGGGGGGGGGUACAUAUUGAUGAGAUUUGUUAACAUUAACAUAAUCAAUGCCAAUACAAUUUCCAUAUUAGGUGAACUGUUCACUUCAUUCACAAAAUGUUACCAAAUAGUAAACAGAAGAAUUUCACGCUGCAGAGCUAAAAACAGCAAAUUAAUUUAGCAGAGAUCAUGAAACAAUUAGAAAAUGUGAAUCCAGCUGUCAAUGAUGUGUCAGAAUAGCAGCACUUUAGUAACAGAAAUGAAGAGGGAAUACUUUGACGUGAUGUUUUAUGCUAAAAAAAACAUCUUUCUAAAGUGAAGUGCUAUUACAGGAUAUUACAGGAGAGACUAUUAUAGCCUACGAUAAGUGAUGUUACACUGCUACACAACAUGAUAUUAGGCUGAGGCCUGCACAGACAGCAAAGCAGCUGUUUACAACUAUUACAGAAAUGUAGAAGCUGCUGUGAUAAAAUGUGACAGUAAAAAUCAUCAAAUCUUGUCAUAUAUUUUAUUUCAGUUCAUUUCAGCAUCAAAUUGAAUCUUUUAAUUCAGAUUAAGGUAUUAUAAUUUUGUGUCUAAUGUUUUUGCCACAGACUGUACAUGACUGGUACAACAUGUCUGGACAACUUGUGAAUUUCAUUCCUACCUCAGAAAAAAUUGUAAGUGCAAGAAAAUUGGUGUAUGCCACAAAUUUUCUGAAAUCUCUCAACACAACCACAACAAAUUUGUUGGUACUAGUGCUUCUUGCAUGAGGCCCACCGUCUUCCAUCAGCAGCUCUACUCAAAAAUGACUUAUUGUGGCCUUCCACUGCUCUCAUUCCCUCACCACACAGAGAAACUAUUACAGCAUGGAGUUUUAUAAAAUAUUUUAAUUUAUUCCUAUGAAACCAUUUUCAGUAGCCUUUCAUGCAUCUGCAUGUGUGUGUGCGUGUGAAAGAGAGAGAGAGAGAGAGAGAGAGAAAUGAAGAGAGAGAGAGAGAGAGAGUGUGUGUGACUAUGAUCCACUGUUAAAGUAUUGUAUAUAACCAUGGCUGUAAAUGACACCUGCAUUUGAUCAUGCUUUUAUUGCCCUUACACACACACACACACACACACAGCAGUUUUGUUUUGACAAUGUUGAUUGUGCAGCAUCGAGUUUUUCACAUUUGGUUUUGAUUUAUAUAAAUAUUCUUGUGAAGAGAAUACAA